GUCUUGUCGAGUCGUGUGAAGUUCUGCAAAAGUAAAAGAUGUUGGCAUUCGUCAACAAUUGAUCGGUUUUGCAUGUGUUGCUAGCAUAAUUUAAACUGUUUCUACGAGGAGUCAUCGGGAAAGGCAAAAAAGCCGUGGAGUGGAGAGAUAGCAGUGUCCAGUGAAUUGUGCGUCGCAGUUGGCUUUGCUGGCUGUGUGGAAAAACAAAGGGUGCAUUGCUGUUAAAAUCGCGCAUAGGAAAAGUGUGUGCAUUGUGUGUGUGUGUCUGUGGUUACCCCUUCUGGCAAGGGCUGUCCCUGUGUGAAAAGAUCGGUGCCGUGUUGGGAGUUAGUGUCCAGUUGUUGGUAUACGCUGCCACAAUCUGAUCAUAUCGAUUCUAGCUAUCAACACUUGUUAGAGAGAACGGCUUUGCAGGCGAUAAAGUCUUCAAAAGAAAUUCGGUUGGUUUUUCUUCCUGUGUGCGCGGUGUGCAACGCAGUGAAAACGUCCGUGUUCGAGCAGCAGUAACAAUACAAUGCUGGGUCGUGUGAGACUCAAAGAAAACGGCAUCAUGGACGAGGAACUUCCAACGCUGCUGGAGACGACCAUCCGCUUCUUGGCGAAAAAUCUCGACGUCAUGUGCAACACCGACCCGGUCACGCAUCAGCUGGAACUGAAGGACGACGUUAUCAUACCGAACGAAAUCUGCGAUCGAUUCCUACGCUACCAGCAGGACUGCGGGCAGGACAUCAACGAUCGCUUCAUCCAAAUAUUCCGCGACACGGAGAAGACGCCCCUGCGUAAUGUCAGCCUGCGCAACAGCACCAUCACGAACGAGGGCAUGCGGAUCCUGCUGCGGCACCAGCUGAAUUCGCUGUCCAUGUGGUACUGCAACAAGAUCACGACCGCCUCGUGGAACAUCCUGAUCGAGCACUGCCGGCAGUUGCGCUCGCUCGAGCUCGGCCGGUUCGUGGACAUGCUGAAGCACAGCGAGCCGAACGAGAAGACGCCAAUCAACUUCCAGCUGCAGCUCCCGCGCCUGCAGCGCCUUAAGCUGAACGGUGUCGUCCUGCAGCCGUCGAUCCAGUUCGGGCACCUGACCGAGCUGCAUCACCUCGACCUGACGGCCUGCAUCUUCGCCGACUUCAGCCUGAAGGCUCUGCUGGAGUUGCCGAACCUGCGCACGCUGAUCCUGUUCAACGUGUGGCCCCUGGAGCACGAGUUCCCGACGCUCUGCAAGCUGCAAAAUCUCGAAACGCUCGAUCUGUCCGUGUCGCGCGCGAACGUCGAUGGCAACUAUCUAACUCCUAACAAAUUACUAGCAAAUUUAGUAGAAAACCUUACGAAAUUGCGCCACUUGGACAUCUCCGGCACGAAUCUGGCCGGUGACGGGGUGGCCGAGAAGGCGGGCUCCAGCACCGGAAGCAGCUCAGACAUCCCGGGGCUCGCCAGUCGCGUCGAUCGGCCGCUGGACUUUCUCGGCAUCUACUAUACGUCGCACUCGGCCUGCAAAUGGCACGACAUUCCGGCGCUGCGGAUUGCUGGAGAGGCCACGGAGGAGCAGAUUUUGGUGGCCGCCGUUGCCUACCAGGAUCGGCACGAGCUGCUGACGAAGGUGUUGAACGACCUGUACCAUCUGCUGCGGUUCGAGACGUGCAAGCAGAUCCAUAAGGCGCUGGACGUCGUCCUGUCUGCGAUGGACAAGCAUAUACGUGUCAAGAACAUUCAAAUCAGUGGCAGCGCCACGUUGUUCUACAUUGUGAAAGGGCGAGAAAAGAUGAAGUUCGGCGUGCCGCUGAAGAAUCACAUCAUCCACACGCUGCUCAAUGGCAUGUCGACGCACCUGACGGACGAUACGAUGAUGAGAAACGGUUGCUUAACCCUGUGCCAGUUCAACAUACCGUUAGACGUGAUGUUCGAAUACGAGCGGCUCGUCCAAAUUUUGCUGCACGGUGUGUCGUACCGCGAGCAGGAAGGCUUCGUGCAGCGCAUCGCGAUCUACCUGCUGAACUCGCUCGCCUGCCAGGUGGACGGCAGCCAAAAGCUGUUCCUGGGUGAUCUGGGUGCUAUAUCGACCAUGCUGAACCUGAUAAGCGAUCGUCUGUCGAGGCGCAUGUUCGAUGACGUGAUGGAGGUGGCCUGGUCGACGAUGUGGAACGUGACGGAUGAGACGGCAAAGAACUGCGAGCGAUUCCUCGAUGGUCGCGGGAUGGAGUACUUCAUCGGUUGCCUGAAGCUAUUUCCGGACCGGGACGACCUGCUGCGGAACAUGAUGGGUCUGCUCGGCAACGUGGCGGAGGUGAAGGAGCUUCGGCCUCGGCUUAUGACGCCCGUCUUUAUAACCGAGUUUUCUAACCUGCUAGACUCGUCCAGCGACGGCAUUGAGGUGAGCUACAAUGCAGCCGGUGUUCUGGCGCAUAUCGCCUCGGACGGUGAGGCCGCCUGGACGAUUCCUAGCCCGACCCGGUACAGCGUGCUGGUGCGCAUGGUCGAGGCGAUCGAGCGGUGGGACCUUUCAGCCGAGCGCAACAUAAACUAUCGUAGCUUCGAGCCCAUCCUCGGUCUGAUCCGUUGCUACCACACGCCCCAGUGUCAGCAUUGGGCCGUCUGGGCGUUAGCGAAUUUAACCAAAGUCUACCCGACAAAGUACUGCCGGGUGGUUGAACAGGAACGUGGUGUCGAGUUGCUGCAGGAGCUAAUCGAGCAUCCGGCACCGUACCCGCGGCUCAAGGAGCUGGCCCAGAUCGUGCUGACGCACUGUAGGAACCUUAGUGAACCGAUGGGAGCUAGCGCGGGUGGUAGUGAUGGUGCAGGUGGCGCCACGGACGGUUCGAACACGGAUCCAACCGUCAUGGAGCUGGAUGGUUAGAGAGCGAAGACAAGUUAAAACGACGCUGCAGGAAAAAAAAUAGUAUAGAAAAGCGCAACGCACGCAUCGUAGAGCAUCGCAGUCAAAAAAGCCGCGAACUAAAUCACAUACACACUCACACAGCCAAACGAUUCUUGUAAGUUGACGAUUUUUGAAAUUGUUUGCAAGACAAACUGGAGGUCGCCCCAAUUUUUUCCCUUUUUCUUUAACUGCGUUCCGCUUUGGAUCUUUGAAAGCUGAGCGGCGGCUUGUUAACAACGAUUGAUGUUGAACGUGGUCUGUUUGUGUGAUAUUUAAAGAAGAAAAAGUCAUUGCUCGGCUUGCGACUGAGCCUACGUUUUGUGUUCUUUUGGCACGAGAAAAAAAAAACAAAACUGGACACAGUGGUAUGGUUUUUGCACUUGGAGGAUCUGCCGGUUGGUGGUAUAUUCUCGGUCCGUGGUCGUGGAAAUCGAGAACAAGGAUAAAAACGGGAGGAGGGAGGAGUUGUUGUGCGGUUAUCUCGUUUAAGUUAAUUUGUUUGAUUGUUUGUUACCGAGUGCCCCCCCCCCCUUAAUUGUACAUAACACGUGUGAUGAGUUGGUCGGGAUUGGUGUACCACGUGGCAUCAAAGUCGAAUAUUGUGAGGUUGCGUGUGCGUGUGUGUGUGUCUUUAGGCGUGCAUUGUUAGCGGUAUGUGUGCACACCAAGUGAUAGACAAGCAAAGUGACUAAAAAAGUAGUGAUUGUUCUAGAGAGCCACGCGAAAAACGAAACAAAGCCUUGUUACCCAAUACGGUUUGAUUUCGCGCUUUUGAUCGUCAAAUGACCUUUUCACUGUUCGUCUUUUCCAUGCCCUUGUCGGCGCAUGGAGCGAGUGUGCGUAUCCGCGUUUCUUUGUUUGUUUUACACGCUCGCGAAAGAUAUUACAGGAUCCGUCGAAAGUUAGUGUUAAAGUAGGCUACUGUGGUUUGAUGAUACCAGUGGAUGGUGAUGUACUCUGUGUAAUGUUCAUCUUCUACCGCUUUUGCUGGUCCGCCACCGACCCUUCACUGAUUGCCCCAGGGUAGUUCUAUUGUAAAUGUCCAUUUUCCGAACGAUAAAAACAAAAGGUUUUGCAGGCUUCAGGAUUUACCGUAGCGUUACUACAUUGUAAUAUAUAUUCCCUGUUUGUUUAAAACUAAUUUAAUAACCACAUCGGUUCUCCCUCCUCCCGCUCGCGGGCGCCCCUGGAAAACGAUGGCGUUUGUAAUAUUUGUGUUAAAAAAAUAAAUGCUUCAAUAUUAUACUGACAAAGUAAACCUCACGCGCACUUCACGCACAUCACGAAACAUCAGUGCACACAGCGAUCAUGUGCGAUGCUUGCCGUUUUAAGGCUUCUGUUGUGGUUUCUUAAUUUGUUUUCUUAAUUUCAUUAUCAAUUCUGCUCUGGGGUCGGGCUUUUUAAGGCAACCAAAAUCGGACGCCGCCACAUGUAUCGAGCAGGCGUGUUUCUGCAGUUUGGUAGGGAUAUUAUUGGCAGAAAAAACAAAUGAAAAUUUAAGCCUAAAGUGACGGUAGUUGGGAUAACCGCGCCUUCCCAACGGUAGCACUCGGUGCCAAGGGAAACGCUGAUUAAGACGGCAACUAUCGUAAGCAUAGGAUGCCGCGUGCACGCUAGGUAUCGUUUGUCAAAAAAGGCUAAUAAUAACGAAACACAAAAAAAACACAAAAUGAAGCAUAAUAAAUUGAAAGCAAUUUUCGAAA
Molecule: messenger RNA, 4572 nt
Organism: Anopheles coustani
Lineage: Eukaryota; Metazoa; Arthropoda; Insecta; Diptera; Culicidae
Product: protein zer-1 homolog
Exons: 11
Coding region: 515-2848 (777 amino acids)
Cellular component (GO): Cul2-RING ubiquitin ligase complex
Source: RefSeq, a predicted model, not a curated record